This is a messenger RNA of Zea mays, 1573 nucleotides long. RefSeq lists its product as uncharacterized. The transcript has a single exon. NCBI's taxonomy places the organism in Eukaryota, Viridiplantae, Streptophyta, Magnoliopsida, Poales, Poaceae. Bases 277 to 1101 code for a protein of 274 amino acids. The record is from RefSeq and is marked validated.
CGCUGAUGCCUUCCUUAGCUUCUUCUCUGCGUCGGCCAUCAUGGAGCCCUGGUCUUCUCCUCUAACUCCGGUGGUCGACUCUCCGUUCUUCUCGGUUGUCCCUGUAUCUCUAACUCCCACAAUGUAAGUUCUCUUUGAUAAAUAUCCUAGGUUCACCUCUCCAGUAGCAAGCCCCAUCGUCUAGAUUUUUUUCUAUUUGCCCAGCCAUCUCCUAUCUGUGCACGUACUCAAGAAGUUCACUCACGUCAGCUGAUCCUUAUCAUCCUGUGAGCGUGCAUGGGAAGCCUCACUCUGUAUAUUAUUCUACCAGCCAUCCUCAUCUCUUCCUCACUAGAGCACAUUAUUCUCUGGAAUAUCUCACCACGCCAGCUCCUGGGACGCGCGUCCAUCUACUGCGCUCGGUUCCCUGGAAAAUCUUCACCACUCGGCCUCUCUGUCACGUAUUCCUUCAGCCUGGGAUUUUUCCUGACAUCGUUCUCAUCCGCGCGGGUGGGGUGGGAACAAAAUUUGCCGCCGUUCAGGGAAAAAUCUCGCCACCGCCCCCUGUUCUUUUUAUAUGCGCACACACGGUGGUCUUCCUGCUCGCCUGGCUGCGCGUCCAGGAGCUCCCAUCGUGGCGCAGCUUCUUCCCAAGCCGCGCUCCACCUCCGAUGGCGCUUGGCCGCCCAGCUCUCCCGCUGUCCGCCCGCCUGGCGCCCAGACCAUGGCCGCGGCUCUCCUCCAGCUCGCCCUCAAGCCCCAGCCCGGAUCUUCCCGUUCCUGGCCGCGCCCCUGGUCCCUGCCAUGGCGGCCGUUCCCUGGUCGGAGUGGAUCCUCAGCUCGGAGGCUUCCUCGAGCUCGACCGCCCACCUCCCUGCUCGGUCCCUGCUCCAGCGCCUGUUCCAGCUCCAGUACGCCGAGUUCCUCGCUGUCUGCGCCAUGGAGCUCGCACCGACGACCGUCAGUUGGUCCUCCUCUAGCCGCGCGUGGUGCGCGCUCUCCCUGGCUCAUGUGCCCAACGCCGUCGGCUCUAGUCUCUCGCUCGGGGUGGUUCCGUCGUCUUCCUCAGGCUCGACACGCCGGUCCGACAGCCGCCAUCCCCUGCUUGGUCAUGGUACCUAGCCGUCGCGCCCCUGGCUCGGCUCUGCUCGCCCCUGUGCUGUCGCUCAGCUCGCUGUGGAGCUUGUCCACCAUGGUACUCUGCAUUCUGCUGCGCUCCAGACCAUCGGAUCCUGCGCUCACCCCGGCCGCGACCUCGUCGUCGUUCCUCAGCUCGCGGGUGCCGUUGUUUCGUGUGCUUGGCCAUCAGCGUUCAACGGCCGUCACGACAUCCCCAGUCUAUCGCGUCAUGCUCCGGUCGUCGAUCGGCUGACCGUCGUCGUCGUGUUCUCUGCUUCCCUCGUCGGUCAACCUCGCCGCGGCUAAGUCCAUCCGCCGUGCUAUGUGCUGUGGUCUCUGGUCGAGGGACAUCAAUACUCUAUGUCCCUUGCUCACCUCCCUGGUCGUGCUCGCCGGGACACUAUUCUCUAGCCAACUACCGUCGGUGGAAGCCCUGCCAUCGAUAUCGCAUGAUAUUGGUUGUCUUCUUCGACCA